UGGAGAGCAUGAUCAGUUAACUAACUCUAUACUACAUCAUUGCCCGUUCGCGGCCUUCAACCACCACAACCUUGUUAGCCUUUCAAGCGCCAUUCGUUUAUUUUAUUUUAUUUUUUUCUUUUUAAAAAUAUUAUAUUUAAGAAAAAAAAUCUCUCACCAUGUUCCCUACCGCCGCCCGUUUCUCCCAGGCAGUUCGUGUGACCCUCUUCACUCGUGUCGGCUGCGGACUGUGCGACACGGCAAAACACGCCGUAACUCAAUUACACAAGCGGCGGCCCUUCGAAUACUCCGAAUUGGAUAUCAUGGUCCCUACCAACAAGCCCUGGAAGGAUGUUUAUGAGUUCGACGUCCCCGUCUUACACGUCCAGUCGGUCAAGGGUCAAUUGGAAAACGGAGAAGCCGAUCUCUCGGAUCCAAAGAAACUGUUCCAUCGGUUCACUGAGCAAGACGUCGAAACGUUGGUCGACGAGGCCGAGAAGGCGAAAUCGUGAAAUCUAGACCGCAUAUAGCUAAUGGAGUCAUAUCUCAAUCCAACCUCAUAUGCCCUCCAUUCCAAAUAUUCCACAGCAUUUCGGGCGAGGUAUGAGGAGUCGUUCCCCCUUGUGACGUCCGGAAUACGUUUCCGAGGGAUCCCUUGCCUCAGCCCUGAAAAUCAUGAGCAAAGGAUCGUUAGCUUCCUCAAUGUAUCCAAACCCCAUGAUAAUUCCGGUCGAUCCCGUCAUUGACUCACUUCGCCU
Molecule: messenger RNA, 737 nt
Organism: Aspergillus pseudonomiae
Lineage: Eukaryota; Fungi; Ascomycota; Eurotiomycetes; Eurotiales; Aspergillaceae
Product: glutaredoxin family protein
Exons: 1
Coding region: 159-491 (110 amino acids)
Source: RefSeq, a predicted model, not a curated record